Pollicipes pollicipes is the source of this 1068-nucleotide messenger RNA. Its product is annotated as bone morphogenetic protein receptor type-2. Gene Ontology annotation, molecular function: transforming growth factor beta receptor activity; ATP binding. NCBI's taxonomy places the organism in Eukaryota, Metazoa, Arthropoda, Thecostraca, Pollicipedomorpha, Pollicipedidae. Bases 244 to 1068 code for a protein of 274 amino acids. The record is from RefSeq and is a predicted model, not a curated record. The transcript has 7 exons. Gene Ontology annotation, biological process: protein phosphorylation; cellular response to growth factor stimulus; BMP signaling pathway. Gene Ontology annotation, cellular component: signaling receptor complex; plasma membrane.
UAAAAAAGAGCCGGUGGCCCUUACACUACUAACUUAACCAGUUGAUCUUACAUUUCCACUGCUCAGAGUACAUCAGGCAACUGACGCUAUGGAAAAUGUGGUGUUAUGCUGUACCCUGUUGGUGGAUGCUAAGCAUCCUUCAUUGUAAGAAUAUCCUGAUAUGAAGAAUGCAGUAGCGCAAGCCAAACUGCCUGAGGUAAAUUACCUGCAGUGCCUUCUGGAGGACUUCAGCACAGGUCCACAAUGAAGCUGACCAUUCAGUGCAAAUUCCUUUUUGUGGUAGGCUGGGCGGCGCGGCCGGCAGCCGGCGCCGUGGCCGAGGGCGUGCUCUGCGCCUACCACGCCCAGUCGGCCGGCCCCACCUACUACGACCAGUACGAGCAGGACGGCGCGCCGCUCGGCAAGAUCGUCGACGACGGCGCGCACAUGCGCUGCUUCUCGGACGCCAGCUACUGCUUCUCGUUGUGGCACGACGUGGCGGGCGGCGACAACACGAGCCAGCGUGCCUUCAUCGUGCAGGGCUGCAUAAACAUCGCGCAGCCGCAGGCGCAGUGCGACCAGCCCAGCUGCACGGCGCACGGCGAGAGCUCACGCGGCAACAACACCCAUUUCUGCUGCUGCCACGGCAACCUGUGCAACGUCCAGGUCACCUACGUGCCGCUGCCGGCGGUGGCGGCUACGCCCGACACGAGCGCCGCGCCACAGCUGGACACGCCCAGCACAGUGGCGGUGGUGUGCGGCUCCCUGGUGUGCGUGCUGCUGGUGCUGGGCCGCGGUCGCUACGGCUCCGUACGCGAAGGCCUGCUGUACGGCGAGGACGUGGCCGUCAAGAUCUUCCCGGCCUGGUACCGGCACUACUUCAUGUCGGAGCGCGACAUCUACUCGCUGCCCUGGAUGGACCACCCGAGCCUGGCGCACCUGUACGGCGCCGACGAGCGCGUGACCGAGGCGGGCACCGAGUACCUGCUGGUGCUGUCGCACGUGCCGCAGGGCACCGUGCACGACUUUCUCUGCCAGAACACGCUGCAGUUCCAGCAGAUGUGCCGCAUGGCCAUGACGGCCAGGUGA